Opisthorchis viverrini is the source of this 333-nucleotide messenger RNA. RefSeq lists its product as hypothetical. Bases 1 to 333 code for a protein of 110 amino acids. The transcript has 3 exons. The record is from RefSeq and is a predicted model, not a curated record. Lineage: Eukaryota; Metazoa; Platyhelminthes; Trematoda; Opisthorchiida; Opisthorchiidae.
AUGCAGCGGAAGGCAGACGGAUACUACAUGGUCCAAGAGGGAGCAGAAAUACGUAGACAUAAGAAGUACCAGUACAUGAGCUCUGUGAAAAAAGUCAAUAGCCCAGUUGACACCUGGUGCAUGGAUAUCAAACCAGUGAUCGCUGAUGCGAUACUAAGAUCAGCCAAUCAGAAUGAGGAUGACUCCGCAAGACGCGUGAUCCCCCCAGUAAACCGGCACGGGCAGGGAAGCACAGCCACUAUGCGUCUUUUGCAGCAAGUAUCGAGCAAGAUCAGGUCGUUGGGAGUUGAAGGUGACGUGAGAGGGGAGCAAAACAAGAGACUUCCUGCCUGA